AUGCCUUCCAGCGAAUCUCGGUUGUCCGAAGCUCUCUCACACCUCAACCCUCUUCGUCGUCGAGCGAGCUUAGCCAAAAGCAUCCGUAGCAUCUCUAGCGCUUUCAGUCGUAAAUCGAGGGAGUCGAUCAAAUCCAACUGGGACGCUGACAGUCAGCGCAGUGAACGUAGUCGCUACUCCUACAUCGCAGAAGUUCAAGAGCCUGGUGACAAGACCACGGAAGUAAAGGAAAUGGCAGGAAAAAAGAAGAAAGCCCAAGCUCAAGCUGAGCAGAAGACAUCCACCGUUCCGACUCCUGUCACCUCGUCGUCUCAGGCCAUCGACGCUAGCGCUCGAAAAAAGAAAAAGAAGUCCGCACCUCCCUCCAAGCAGAGCAAUGCCAUAUACAUGCCAAAGAUUCAUCCAGCUAUCCUUCGUGACCCUGAAGCCACGAAGAAACUGCUCGAUACAAUCUCGGAAUCGCCGGGAGGGAAGCGAUCACUUUCCAGAUUGGCUAGGACGUGCAAAGGGUUCUCAGAACCAGCAUUGAACACCCUUUGGAGAGAGCUCGACUCAUUAGUUCCAGUUGUCGGUGUGUUCCCGACCGUUUUGUUGAAGAAAGUACGGAAGCCUGGGUUAGGCCUUUCCAAAGCUCCAGAAGCAGAGGAUUGGAGUGGAGUCAUGUCAUACGGCGAGCGAGUACGACAGAUCAUUUACAAUGAGGCCUCGAACGCAUUGUCCCCUUCCAUUUUCCCCCAUUUUGAAUCAAACAGGCCAAGAAAAUACAUGCUCCCAAACCUUCAGCACCUUCUUUGGAAAACGGAGACUUCCGCAGGGUUGGAUUAUUGCGAGAUGUUCCUCAACCCUGAGUUGGAGAGUCUUACUCUUGAAAUGGGUGCUCGAUCUCCAAAACUUGUACCUCUCCUCUCAGACGUCUCGAAGAGGAUGACACUCAAAUCCUUCUCGUUUUCCUCUUCGAUCGCAUUGCCGGAAUCGUUUGUUGACAUCAUGGCACCUCAGGACGCCUUGCAGAGAGUAAUACUUGUUGCUCCUGGCGCACUGUCUCCGGCAGUUGGGCGCUGGGUGGCGUCUUUGCCAGAGUUGAAGAGUCUUCAGAUGGAUCUAUCGCGGAGAUCCGUGAUAGCUGUCGAAGGGUUCUUCGACGAAAUGCCGGGAUCUGGUGCUUCCACGCCGAGUUCUGUAGGUACUACCGACAGCGGUGUGUUUUCUGGCGAAGAGCUUGAUUUUUCCGACCAUCGCAAGUCUGCACUUCGAUUGACGGGAGAUCUGAAGUCUAGAGGCACAUUCGUUACGAUGCGCCAGUUGCACCUGACCGGCGAGGCGUCGAACGUCGCAGUUUUCCUGAAGUUUUUCGCCAGUCCUCUGACACACCUCGACCUCCUCAUCGAUGACCCUCCGGACAGUAUCGACUGGCAGGAUUUGAUAAACAUGGUCGGUCGUUUCGCCCAAUCCCUCCAGUCAUUGCGGAUAUCAGCUACAGCUAGCUCGAGGUUCAGCGACCUGGUUCGUUCAACACCAAGAGCCGACCAGCCAACGGGGAGGUUGUCCCUCGAAUAUCUCUCUUCCUUCCCAGCCCUGAAUCGUCUGGAGAUUGACUUACCAGAAUCGAUCCACUUUAUCGCAGCAGACAUCGCAAGAGUAGCGACAUGUUGUCCCAAUCUCGAGGAGCUCAAACUCUGCCCUUUCGCACGUUUCCCUGUGGCCACCGGUCCGCCAAAACUGACGCUAGAGGCCUUGGCGCCUCUGAUGGCUGAAUGCCCGCUUCUACACACCAUCUCUGUUGCAGUGAACGGACAGAAGGGGAGUUCUGGAAUGUUGUCGGAACCCGGAUAUUCUUCGGACUCCCUACGCAGAUGUCACUUCGGUCAUUCGUGGAUCAAUGACCCGCUGCAUGUCGCUAUUCUGUUAAGUCACCUCGCUCCAAAACUGGAUUCACUCAAGUGGUUCCACGAGCGGAACCGACCGGGUUUCAUCGAGACAAACGCACGGGGAUGGGAGAAAGUAUCCGAUAUGCUACCGCAUUUACAACAGGUCCGGUUAUCUGAGAGAAACCGCGCACGCAGACCACCACCCGAGAAGAUCAUCGAAUACGUUGAAGUCCUUCCACCUCCUAUCCCCACAAAGGAUAAAUGCAUAGGGCCAGAAAUCGUGAUGCACGAUCAAGGUGUUCUUGUCCGACCGAUGGUGGUUGAGUUUGCGGCACAGUGUGCGCCACAGUUGGUUCAUACCUCAGUAGAAGCUAUACCGGAGACUACCUCCGUUCAGAUUGAUGCUGUCCCAUGUGUUGAGGAGGUUGCAGUUGAUGCCUCAGUGGACACCAUGCACAGGUCCGUCGACGCCACGCCCGUCACCAUCGAGCUACCGGUAGACGCAACCCCCUCCAUUACUUCAAAAUCAGUCGAGGCUCUUGUUCCGAAAAACCAACAAAGAUAUCGGAGAACAAGUUACCAUAUCCUUCCGUCCAUCUUCAGUAUGCUUUCCUUCACAUGCAGAGUUUUGAUUGCCUACCCCAUGUCCAUCCCUAUGCGAAUUAUCCAUGCCAUCAUGUACAAUUCGUCGAUUCGAAGGAUGCACUCCAGCGAACGAGAUUCUUCGGAGUCAUCCUCAUCUCAUAACGACAACGACGAUAUCAGUAUGACUACCGUUCAAGACGCUGAUUGUGUGAAACCCACGCCAGAAAAUUGGUGGAGUGUUUGUGUGUGUAAGGGGAACCGAGAGCUCAUGAAACAGGAGAUAAAUAUCAAGGAAACACUGAAGGAGAUGGAGAGAGAAGUGCAAGUCCAAUUUUGGUAUGAACACUGUGAUGGUCAAACAAGAAGCAACAAGACCGCGACGCGUCAGACUCAGACUCCUCGCUCAACCUCGUAUUGCUUCCAGUCCCCAAUUAUGUCCGACAACAAGAAGCAGGAGAAAGAUUUCACUCCUGAAGUUGAGGUUCUCCUACCAGAGGCUGAAUCCCUGGUUAAAGCCGGAAAGUUACAGGAAGCUCUCGACAAACUCUUUAGUUUGGAGAAACAAACAAGAAAUGCUGCCGAUCUUGCCUCCACAACCCGAUUGCUCAAAGUUAUCUCGCAACAUUGUUACGAUGCCCGCGAUUACACACAGCUAAACAACAGCAUUUCGACUCUCAGUAAGAAACAUGGACAGCUCAAAGCUGCCAUUCAAGCUAUGGUGGAGCUUUCGAUGAGCUGGUUGGAAGAAGUAAGGCAAAGGGAUGGAACUAAGAAAUGGCUGGAGCUGGUCCAUACACUCCGAGAGGUAACGGAAGGAAAGAUUUUUUUGGAAACACCAAGGGCCCGCGUAACUUUACUCCUAUCCCAGUAUCAUGAAGACCUUGCCAGUAAAGCCAAAGCUCCGGAAGAUAACCGCAAAUCAAUGGAGACGGCUUCAGAGUUACUUUCCGAUCUUCAAGUGGAGACUUACUCGUCCAUGGAACGUCGGGAGAAAACAGAGUUCAUUUUGGAACAGAUGAGGUUGUUAAUCGCGGUGGCGAGGCGGAAGGACGAAACCGCGAAAGACAAGGGCAAGGAUUCUACCACAGAUGGCGAAUCAGAGUGGGUCAAAGCUCGAGUCGGUGGAAGGAAGGUCAAUGAAGAGUUUCUAAAGGAAAAAGACAACGAGGAUCUGAAACUGAAAUAUUAUGACCUGAUGAUUCAACAUGCUCUCCAUUACUCUUCGUAUCUUGAUGUCGCGAAAUACUACCACAAAGUAUGGGAAACUCCGUCAAUCAAGGAAGACGUAAACGACAAAGGCAAAGCCGCCCUCGAACAUAUCGUCUACUACGUAGUACUGGCAUCCCAUGAUAACGAGCAGUCUGAUAUGCUUCACCGAUUAUUUGUUGACCCAGCGCUUGAAAAACUGCAGCUGCACUACAAUCUGGUCAAGUGUUUCACGACGCGGGAGCUUAUGAGGUGGCCUGGAAUUGUUGAGAUAUAUGGAGAGUUCCUCCGCAAAACGCCUGUAUUUUCCCUCGAAAAACGAUGGGAGGACCUUCAUACCCGGAUUAUCGAGCAUAAUAUUCGCGUCAUAGCCGCAUACUACACACGAAUCACCAUAUCUCGUUUAACAUCUCUCCUGGACCUUACCCGCAAACAAACAGAGGAAACGCUUGCGAGGCUAGUCGUCUCAAAAACCAUCUGGGCACGCAUAGAUCGACCGGCAGAGAUAAUCAACUUCAGAAGUCCACGAAGUGCUGAGGACGUGAUGAACGACUGGAGUUCAGACAUGCAAAAGUUGUUGGGUAUGGUUGAAAAAACUUGGAUGGGAAUGAACGCUGCGCAAGCCGCUCAGUCAAGAAUAAGAGCGACUGCAUCCUCGUAG
Marasmius oreades (fairy-ring Marasmius) is the source of this 4320-nucleotide messenger RNA. RefSeq lists its product as uncharacterized. The transcript has 10 exons. The record is from RefSeq and is a predicted model, not a curated record. Gene Ontology annotation, cellular component: cytoplasm; proteasome regulatory particle, lid subcomplex; nuclear proteasome complex. Bases 1 to 4320 code for a protein of 1439 amino acids. Lineage: Eukaryota; Fungi; Basidiomycota; Agaricomycetes; Agaricales; Marasmiaceae.